AUGUUUGGGAUCCAGGAAAGCAUCCAACGGAGUGGAAGCAGUAUGAAGGAAGAGCCGCUGGGCAGCGGCAUGAACGCGGUGCGGACGUGGAUGCAGGGCGCCGGGGUGCUGGACGCCAACACAGCGGCGCAGAGCGGGGUGGGUCUGGCCCGGGCUCACUUUGAGAAGCAGCCGCCUUCUAAUCUGCGGAAAUCCAACUUCUUCCACUUCGUCCUGGCCCUCUACGACAGACAGGGCCAGCCCGUGGAAAUUGAGAGGACUGCCUUUGUGGGGUUCGUGGAGAAGGAAAAAGAAGCCAACAGCGAAAAGACCAAUAAUGGGAUCCACUACCGGCUCCAGCUCCUCUACAGCAAUGGUAUAAGGACUGAACAGGAUUUCUACGUGCGCCUCAUCGACUCCAUGACAAAGCAAGCCAUAGUGUACGAAGGCCAAGACAAGAACCCCGAAAUGUGCCGAGUGUUGCUCACGCACGAGAUCAUGUGCAGCCGCUGUUGUGACAAGAAAAGCUGUGGCAACCGAAAUGAGACUCCCUCAGAUCCAGUGAUAAUUGACAGAUUCUUCCUGAAGUUUUUCCUUAAAUGCAACCAAAAUUGCCUAAAGAAUGCAGGAAACCCACGUGACAUGCGGAGAUUCCAGGUCGUGGUGUCUACCACUGUCAACGUGGACGGCCAUGUCCUGGCAGUCUCCGAUAACAUGUUCGUUCACAAUAAUUCCAAGCAUGGGCGGAGGGCUAGGAGGCUUGACCCCUCGGAAGGUACGCCCUCUUAUCUGGAACAUGCAGCUACUCCCUGUAUCAAAGCCAUCAGCCCGAGUGAAGGAUGGACGACGGGAGGCGCAACUGUGAUCAUCAUAGGGGACAAUUUCUUUGAUGGGUUACAGGUCAUAUUCGGUACCAUGCUGGUCUGGAGUGAGUUGAUAACUCCCCAUGCCAUCCGUGUGCAGACACCUCCUCGGCACAUCCCUGGUGUUGUGGAAGUCACAUUGUCCUACAAGUCCAAGCAGUUCUGCAAAGGGACUCCAGGCAGAUUCAUCUAUACAGCCCUCAAUGAACCCACCAUUGACUAUGGAUUCCAGAGGUUACAGAAGGUCAUCCCCCGGCAUCCUGGUGAUCCAGAACGCUUGCCGAAGGAAGUGAUCCUUAAAAGGGCUGCGGAUCUUGUUGAAGCCCUGUAUGGGAUGCCCCACAACAACCAGGAGAUUAUCCUGAAGAGAGCAGCCGACAUUGCAGAGGCUCUCUACAGUGUCCCUCGCAACCACAACCAGCUCCCAGCCCUUGCUAACACUUCGGUCCAUGCAGGGAUGAUGGGCGUGAACUCCUUCAGUGGACAACUGGCUGUGAAUGUCUCUGAGGCAUCACAAGCCACCAAUCAAGGUUUCACCCGCAACUCAAGCAGCGUGUCACCCCACGGGUAUGUGCCGAGCACCACCCCCCAGCAGACCAACUAUAACUCCGUCACCACGAGCAUGAAUGGCUAUGGCUCUGCCGCCAUGUCCAAUUUGGGUGGCUCCCCAACUUUCCUCAAUGGCUCAGCUGCCAACUCACCCUACGCCAUCGUGCCAUCCAGCCCUACCAUGGCCUCAUCUACAAGCCUCCCCUCCAACUGCAGCAGCUCCUCGGGCAUCUUCUCCUUCUCACCAGCCAACAUGGUCUCUGCCGUGAAACAGAAGAGUGCAUUUGCACCCGUGGUUAGACCCCAGACCUCCCCGCCUCCCACCUGCACCAGCACCAAUGGGAACAGCCUGCAAGCGAUAUCUGGCAUGAUUGUUCCUCCCAUGUGAAAGAAUUGCCUUGAAGAAUUUUGUUAAUGAAGAGGUUGGAUUCUGCUACGAAAGUAAUCUGAUAGGAGUCCCAGAGUGGAACUUUUAACUCAGGCCUUUUUAAGAGGAAUCACACAAUAACUGCAGAUUUUUAAACAAAAUCACCGACCUUGCAAAAUGCUGAAAUUGGAAAGGGGAUCUGCCACAGCAGGGUGUUGGUUAAACUUGUACCCCCAAGUAUCUGGGGGAUAUAUUUAUUCUGUAUUGAUAAAAGCAAAACCACAGUUUCUUUUUUCUUUUUCUUUUUCUUUUUUUAAGCUUAACUCUGCAAUCAUUUGUCUUUUAUAAACCAUAAAGCUACACCCAAGG
Molecule: messenger RNA, 2127 nt
Organism: Arvicola amphibius (Eurasian water vole)
Lineage: Eukaryota; Metazoa; Chordata; Mammalia; Rodentia; Cricetidae
Gene: Ebf1
Product: EBF transcription factor 1
Exons: 16
Coding region: 1-1779 (592 amino acids)
Biological process (GO): regulation of transcription by RNA polymerase II
Molecular function (GO): RNA polymerase II cis-regulatory region sequence-specific DNA binding; DNA-binding transcription factor activity, RNA polymerase II-specific
Source: RefSeq, a predicted model, not a curated record